AUGGAGAAGUCCACCGAAACCGACCACCAUGCGCUGAUACGUGCCGGCUUGGAGACGAUGUGCAUCGAGCACCUUAAGGAUGACCACUUCAUCCUGUCGCCACAUCCCCUGGAAGCAACCACCAGAUACCUCCUGGCAUUCGACGCCCAGACGUGCUCGUCGGCCGACUGCUGGAGUCUCUGGGGUGCUGGAGUGGUGGCAUACGUGGACUACCUGAGAGCCUUGGAGGCAUCCCUGGACAAUGCCCAGGCGGCCGCUGAGCAGCUUUUGGAGGAGUCGCGACUAAGUGGCCCUCCAGAAGCCUGGCAGCUGCCUGAUGCACGGCACGAGGUCCUGCUCAAAGAGCUCGCCAUGCUCGAGGAGCAGGUCAAGGAUGGCAUGGCCCUGCGUGAGGUGGAGGCACAGGCCGAGGUGGUGGCCGGCGCCCUCGCUGAACAGCUGGCAGGGAAGGACUGGGAGGAGCUCUACGCUGAGGCAUCGACCGCAUUCGGUGAGACUGGAACCUUCCGCUCCACCUUCCGCGGCACCGGCACCUUCCGCGACACGGGCACGUUCCGCGACACAGGUGGCUUCUUGCAGAGUGGCCACAUGUGGGCACAGUUAUCACUUGUCUUCGUGCAGAUUCGAUUCAGCCUUGGGUCCACGUGGUCACUGGACUCUCCGACGAAGAGAGUGUGCCAGGAAUUGGACGACUUCGAAAGCGAAAUGGAGGCCAAGAACUUGGCCGCAGAGGAGCGCUUUGGGCUGCUCUCAGUGAUGCCACCCGGCCAGCUUGGUGUGGCAUGCACUGCUGUGUUGGGUGGCGCCAGACCAGCACUUUCCGGCACGAUGCUCGCAGGGGUCGGGUGA
Symbiodinium natans is the source of this 849-nucleotide messenger RNA. Lineage: Eukaryota; Dinophyceae; Suessiales; Symbiodiniaceae. The record is from the annotation of a GenBank genome assembly.